AUGGGUCAACAAAUGGGUCAACAGAAUGUUUCCUCACCUGUGGGACAACUUGAGGAGGUUUCUUGUGGUUUUUGUAGUGAGGCUCAUACCUUUGACAAUUGCCCAUUCAAUCCUGCAUCUGUGUUUUACAUGGGAAGUCAGAAUGCCUACAACCAAACAUACAAGCAACACCCAAACUUGGCAUACAGAAAUCAAGGGGAUGGUACUAGUAAUUCAUCUAUGCUUCCUAGAUCCAACUUUCCACCUGGUUUUUCUCAACAAGCCUAUCAACAAAGACAACAACAAGGUGUCCAAACAAGUUCUCUUGAGAGUAUGAUGCGUGAGUUCAUGGCCAAGACAGAAAAUUUCAUGACAAGAACUGAGAGUUAUAUGGCGAAGAAUGACACUGCGAUCCAAAGUCAAGCAACCUCCAUGAGAACUCUAGAAAAUCAAGUUAGGCAACUAGCUAAUGAGCUUCGAAAUAGGCCACAAGGUACUUUGCCUAGUGAUACUGAAAAUCCAAGAAGAGAUGGAAAAGAGCAUUGCAAGGCGGUAAUCUUGAGGAGUGGUAAAGUUCUGGAGUCAAACGAGGAAGAAGCUAAGGAUAAGAAUGAGCCCACUUCAAUCCAAAGUCGAGCAAUUCCUCAUCAAAAUGCAGCAGAAAAGUUACUUAGCAAGCCACCCCCACCAUUUCCUCAAAGAUUUAAAAAGCAGCAAGAAGAUGGCCAAUUCCAAAGAUUUCUUGAUGUUCUAAAGCAGCUCCACAUCAACAUACCAUUAGUGGAAGCUUUGGAGCAAAUGCCCAACUAUGUAAAGUUUUUGAAGGACAUUUUGACAAAGAAAAGGAGGCUAGGUGAGUUUGAAACAGUGGCUUUGACGGAAGGGUGUAGCGCCAUGUUGAAGAGCAAAAUUCCUCCUAAGUUGAAAGAUCCCGGAAGUUUUACAAUCCCAUGCACCAUUGGCGGAAGAGAUGUGGGUAGAGCUUUAUGUGACUUGGGAGCUAGUAUUAAUUUAAUGCCCAUGUCUAUUUUCAAGAAGUUGGGAAUUGGAGAAGCAAGGCCAACCACCGUCACUUUGCAAUUGGCCGAUCGUUCCAUGGCCCAUCCGGAAGGAAAAAUUGAAGAUGUCUUGGUGCAAGUUGAUAAGUUUAUUUUUCCGGCCGAUUUCAUCAUUCUUGAUUAUGAGGCGGAUGCAGAAGUUCCUAUUAUUUUGGGAAGGCCAUUCCUUGCUACCGGGAGGACCUUGAUUGAUGUGCAAAAAGGGGAACUUACUAAGCUGGUGAAUGAUCAACAAGUGACUUUUAAUGUGUUCAAUGCCAUGAGGUUUCCGGAUGAGAUUGAGGAAUGCUCUCGCAUAAGUGUGAUUGAUUCUAUUGUUCUUUGA
This is a messenger RNA of Cannabis sativa, 1362 nucleotides long. RefSeq lists its product as uncharacterized. The record is from RefSeq and is a predicted model, not a curated record. NCBI's taxonomy places the organism in Eukaryota, Viridiplantae, Streptophyta, Magnoliopsida, Rosales, Cannabaceae. The coding region runs from base 1 to 1362 and encodes 453 amino acids. The transcript is spliced from 2 exons.